Messenger RNA from Diatraea saccharalis (sugarcane borer), 10703 nucleotides. Lineage: Eukaryota; Metazoa; Arthropoda; Insecta; Lepidoptera; Crambidae. The record is from the annotation of a GenBank genome assembly.
AUGGGGAGGAGUUUGAGAUUUUGUGCUUUAUUAUUAUUUUCCGUUUUAUGGAAACCAGCGUUGAGCGACAAUAAAUGCUCAUUAGGAUGUAAAGGAGGCACUUCAACGACAUUCUUGACUGGGCAUAAGUAUAAUUAUGGAGUCGAAGGUACCGUCUCUAUCUACUUGACCAGUGCUGAUAAACAGGAGACUAGCGUGAAGCUCGUAGGGCAGGCCGUCGUGACCUCAAUCGGCAACUGCGUCAAUGAACUCAGAGUGCAGAAUGUCCUCAUAUCAGGGCCUGAUGGAAAGAAAUUCUCAAGCCCUCCUGGUAUCGACAAGCCUAUAUUGUUCACUCUGCAAGAUGGCAAAACCGGCCCUGAGAUUUGCGCUGAAGAUCAAGAUACACGGCGAUCCCUCAACAUCAAGAGAGCCAUCAUCUCCCUGCUGCAGACAGAGCAAAAGUCUUCUACUCAGACCGAUGUGUUUGGCGUUUGCCCCACCGAUGUCUCGUCUUCAAAGGAAGGCAGCGCGGUAUUGGUCCAUCGCACCCGUGACCUAUCCGCUUGCGCUUUCCGUGAACAGGGCAAAAAUGAUCUCAUCACUGCCGUAUACAACCCCACUGCUGAGGUCAAAAGCACCCAAGUACUCCAGUCAGUCCUGAAUGUAGAGUCCAAAGUGAACAAUGGAAUUCCUGAAAAGGUGGCUGCCAACGAGGAAUACCUUUACAUGCCCUUCUCUGUGGGAGAGAACGGAGCAAGAGCUAAAGUGCACACCAAGCUUACUCUUACUGGCAAGAGCCAGGGUGGUGCAGCUGCGAAUAAAUGCAGUGAGACCCGCAGCAUUAUUUUCGAGAACCCGCACGGUGUGGUAGCAUCCACCAGUAAUUACAACACAGCGUUCAACACUGUCAAAGAGACCGCUAAGGCCGUUGGCACAGAAGCUAAUUCUAAAUCUGCUGGCCUUUUUGCGCAACUGAUCAGGAUUCUGCGUACCACGAGUAAGGAUGAUUUGGUGAAAAUCUUCAAUCAAGUCAAGAACAACAAAGUUGAGAAGCGAGUAUUCCUGGAUGGUCUGUUCCGUGCUGGUACUGGGCCCAGCGUCGAGGCCACAGUAGCAAUCUUAAAACAAGGACAACUGAGCAACAUCGAAGAAGAAAUCUUCUAUCUUACUCUAGCUGGCGCCAGGCAUGCCACCGAUGAAUCCGUGAAAGCUGUCGCUAGCUUAGUCGAUCGCUCUAAGAACAAAAAAGUGUACAUUGGCGUGGGAGCUCUCGCGGGUGUGUACUGUCGUGAACACAACUGUCAUGGCGGUGAUGCUAGCGGCGUGGUUGAUCUUAGCCAGAAAUUCGGAGCUAAACUCAACUGCAGAGCUAAAGGCAAACGGGCUGAAGACGAGGCCGUGUUCAUCUUGAAAGGCAUCCGCAAUAUCCGUCAUUUGGAAGACAGUCUCGUAGACAAAGUGAUCAGAUGCGCUACAGACGCUGGAGUCAAACAACGUGUACGUGUCGCUGCAUUGGAAGCUUAUACUGCUGACCCAUGCUCCGCUAAGAUCAAGAAGAGUGGUUUGGACAUAAUGAAGAACCGUCAAUUGGAUUCCGAGUUACGUAUCAAGGCAUAUCUGGCGGUUAUUGCGUGUCCUUGCGGAACAUCAGCCAACGAGAUCAAGAGACUACUUGACACCGAACCUGUACACCAAGUGGGCCGUUUCAUUACGUCCUCGUUACGUCACAUCCGGGCGUCCACGAACCCUGACAAGCAACUCGCUCGCCAGCACUACUCCCUCAUCCGUACCCCUAACAAGUUCAACGUCGAUGACAGGAAAUACUCGUUCUACCGCGAGGCAUCUUUCGAAGUGGACGCAUUGGGCGUAGGUGGGUCUGUAGAAGAAACGGUCAUCUACUCCCAGGACUCUUUCCUCCCGCGUUCAGCCAGCCUUAAUCUAACCGUCGGCAUCUUUGGACAAAACUACAACGUUCUCGAGGUUGGCGGUCGCCAAGGCAACUUGGAUCGAGUGGCUGAACAUUUCCUCGGACCACGCAGCGCCUUCAGAUCUAAAAACCCACAGGAUAUCGUCGAUGAUAUCAAGAAAGUAUAUGAAGAUACUAAGAAGGAAACUGACGCUCAUCUAAGAGGUCGCCGAUCCGUCAAGACUGAUGUCGACAACUUUGAUAAACAUUUGAAAGAGGAAGCGGAACCCUACAACAACGAACUAGAACUGGACAUGUACAUGAAACUAUUCGGCACCGACGCUCUGUACUUGUCUUUUGGUGAUGACAAAAGCUUCGACUUCCAUCAGUUCAUCAAACAGCAGUUGCAGAUGGGUGACAAGGUCCUCGACAGUCUCAAAAAUUUCCAAUAUGAACUCCGCAGCAAUCUUCUCUUUCUGGAUGCUGAGUUGGCAUAUCCCACCUCAACUGGAUUCCCUCUGAAAUUGGAUCUUGUAGGUUCCACUACCGCCCGCGUCGAUAUGUCUACCAAUGUAGAUGUACGGCAAAUUAUACGCAAUCCUCAGAAUGCUAAAGUUGACAUUAAGCUAGUGCCCAGCGCUGAUAUCGAACUAGCAGGCUUAUUCCUGGUGGACGCAGACGUUGUCGCCACUGGUCUCAAAGUCGUCACAAACCUUCACUCUUCAACCGGAGCUCACGUUAUCGCCAAGGUCUUGGAGAACGGUAACGGUUUUGAUCUACAAGUUGGACUGCCCAUAGACAAACAGGAAAUCAUCACUGCCUCCAACGAUCUAGUUUACUUCACCGCAGAGAAGGGACAACUAGAAAAACAAGUCGCCGUAAAAACUGACGUUGCCAGGAAGGAGUACUCAGCGUGCUUCGACCAACUCUCCGGAUUGCUCGGCGUGACUUUCUGUGGAGAGUUGUCUUUACCGUUCUCUGUUUCUGGCCCUGAUGCUCAAGCAUCCGUCUCUAAAUUCUUCGCUCGCUAUCCAUUAACCGGAGCUUCCAAGGUGAAAUUGGUUCUCGAAAAGAAUGACCUUCGCGGAUAUCACAUCAAGGGCGUCUUCCGCCCUAACCCCGAGAGACGCAGUUUUGAACUUCUGUUCGAGGCCGAAGGGUCCAAGAAUCGUCGCACUCAAAUUACCGGAGAAUUAGUUAACAACAAUGAUGAAAAAUCGAUCAUAUUAUCCCUGGAUUCCCCGAUCAAGACGUUGUAUGGUCAAGCCUCGCUAUAUACUUCCUCCUCCCAAUAUGCUGUUCUUCUUAAAGGAAAAGUUGAUAAAUCAGAGUACUACGCUAAAGCAGGCUUUGCCGUUCAAGGAAAUGACAGACGCAGCGUAUUCCGACCGAUCAUCGAAUACGAGAUGCCUGAACAGGGAGGCAAGAAAUCUAUCAAAGUGGAAGGUGAGAUCGUUAGGGAGAGCAGCCCUCCAGUCACGAAAUAUACACUGAAGGGGGUGAAAUUCCACCUUCCAAACGCUAAAGACGUGGUCGACAUCAACGGCCAAUACAGCCAGUUGCCUAACGGUAUGGAACUAGACGUAAAAGCAAAGCAAGGAGACUAUAACUGCCUGCUGAGCGGCUCUCUCAAAGGCCACGACGCCAAACUCGAAUUCCAAAACAAUCUCAAUCCCAAUAUCAACUUUAAAGUCAAUGGCCACUUUGAAUUUGGAGACACGAUCCAUAAUGACAUUGAUCUGAUCUAUGGUGGUGACCUUACCGACUCUCGUAGUCGUGUCGUCUUUAAUCAACUUUUGAAAUACCAUGUGGAGUCCGCUGAAAAGUACAACGUCAUCACUAAAAACAAAUUUGAAAUCUUAGCUCUACCUCUAAAGAUCAAAGUCGACGCUGAAGCGGAUCCCAGAAAACUUGAUAUCGACAUCGAAGGUCAAUACUUUGAUAGGAAAGGAGAGUUUGAACUCGAUUCCAGGACCCAAAUCAAGAAGCAAGGAGACUAUUCCGUAAAAUUAUCGGCUGGCUUUGACACACAAGGUUUCGAAUUAUUAGCCAAGAGGGACAUUGUUUCCUCUGAUAAAUCAAACUUGGAAAAUUACAUACAGAUCAAGAAUGUCGGAAAAUACGAGCUAUCGGGUGUUGUGCUCCACAAAAAUAAGCCUAAUGACAUUAACGUUGGUGCUAUCGGUCAUCUUAAAAUAACAGCCGGCUCAAAGAGUGAAGAUGUCAAAUUCGACAUUGGAGUAAUAGAAAACCCUAAACUGUACUCUUCGCACGCUAAAAUCUCCUACUCUAAGGGAGACUUCCUGGAUUACCUACUGAAGAUCACGCGUGGUGCGAACCCAUCAGGACAGCUGAAGCUUAUCCUUAGGGAUUCUGUGUCCGCUAACGGACAGUUCAAGGUCACUGACAGCGACGGCAAAGGCAAUGGAAUGAUCAUCGUUGAUUUCAAAAAGUCUCAACGCAAGCUUAAAGGUGACGUGAAGUUUGUUGUGAAAGACCCUGUAUACAACGCUGACGUUGACAUCUAUCUUAACUUCGAGAAGGAUAAUAAUGACAAGAUCCAUUUCAGUACUACCAACAAGAAGACUGAUAAACUUAUCGAUACCAAGAACAAGCUGGAAUAUGGUGGACAAAAGACUGAAGUGAACGUUCAUUUGGAUGGAUCUCUAGAAGGAAAAUCUCACGCCAACGUGGAAGUAGUUCUUCCAACCGAGAGAUGUCUAUCUAUGAAACUAGAUAGAGAUGUUACCUCCAAGGACAACGUACGUAUUGUGCAGAUGGUAUAUAACGGUCAUGCCGAGUUAGUUCUCUCAGACGCCGUGAAGAGAGGAGGAGCAGCCUCUAAAAUAGUGUACAAGGGGAAGAUCAUCAACGGCGAUGUAGAGAAGAGUCUCUACCACUAUGAAGGAAGUGUGGAAAUCCAACUCAAGGAUGGAAAGCAACUGCAGAACGCUUUCAUACUGAAGAAUCAGGCCGAAGGAGAUAAAAUCAAGUUCUACUUUAAGAGCGAUGUAAACGGCAACCUGAUCCAAAAACCAGCCUCUUUAAUGGCAGACGUUGUUUACCCCAACUCUGAUGACCUCGAAAUGUUCACCGGCUGCAACAUCCUGAUGAAGGGCAACUAUGGAGACAACUACAGCUUCGAGCUACGAGAUGACAUCGUAACUGUCAUUGGCGACAGUCAUAGUUCCAAACAUAUCACCAGAUACGAUGAAAAUGCUACAUUAUCUGUACGUCUACCAAUCGAAGAUUUCCGUGACAUCAAAGUAUUCUUUAAUUUCUUUAUGCUGGAAACUGAUAAAGAUUCCGUCGAGUAUACGACGACACAAUCGGUACAAGUGAACGCAGAUGUGUACAAGCUGGUGGCUAGUGGUAAUGCGGGUGUAAAAGAUGGACAUGGAAAGGUCAAAAUUUUGGUGCCACAUAACGAACCUUUCGUCAUCGAAGGCACAUACAAGGCCGAUUUGGAAGGUGAGAAGAAAUACGCUAACGUCGAAAUGAAGUCUCAAUAUGGCAAAGGUAAAUCUGCCUCUGUGGCUGUGGACGCCAGUGCUUACAACAACGAGUACAACGUGAAAAUCCGCGGGAAUGCACCACAGGCUGAGAAAGUGAAGAAACUUGAAGUCAGUGUGUUCACUAAGAAUCCAUCUCCUGACACGGUGUCGUCAGUAGUAGUGGUGACAGCUGACGGUCGCGAGUACAAGUCCGAGUCUAUGGUGGUGUACUCCAAGACCAACCCCGUAGUCGACCUCAAAUACUCCAGCCCCUCCCAGCCACAGACCAGCAGGUUCUUCUUGAAGGGUAAUUCUUUGAGUUCGAGCCAAGGCAAAUUGGAAGUUAUAAUCGAGAACAUUCGGGAUGUUUCCAUUACUGCGGUUAGCGAAGUUAGCGUGCAAAACGACAACAUUGUAUUAAAACUGGCCGCAAACUCUGAUAAGCUCGGCCUCAAAAACUACAAAGUUGACAUCUCCAGUAAAGACGCUGGCAGUGGCAAACGGUUGGAGUUCCAUGCUGUCAAUGACAACAAGAAUAUACUUAGUGGAAGCACCUCGUACAUCAGCAAACAAGAAGGCACCAAGACCAUUGUUGAGGGUUCGGGCUCCGUUAAAGUUCGUGAUGAACAGAAAUCUGCUAACUUCAAGUAUAUCCGUACGCUUCUCACUGAAGGAAAUGAACAAGGAGUCGAGACAUUCUUGAAUGUGGCAAUCGGAGAGCGCAGUUAUGUAGCAGAAUCGCGAGUUACCAACCUUGAAUACAAGACCUCAUACGUGUACUGCGAAGAGAAGAAACAGUGCGCCAACGCCGAGCUACAUUCCAAGCUCAAUGUGCAGAAGCCGGGAGUGAUGCAGCACACGCUAGUAGUGGCGUUCGACCUGCGCAAGUUGGGUGUGGCGCCAGAGUUCGGACUGGAAGUGAGCAGCGAAGCGGCCGAGGGCAAACUGCCUCAACACUCACUCGACCUGCAUGUCAACAAGAACGAAAACAAGUACCAUCUGCAGAUCUAUGCCAAACCAGUGCAUGGGCGUUUCCCUGCUGGAAUCAGCAUCACACUCCCAACUCGAGUGAUUGCUCUGGAAUCCCUCGUAUCUUAUCCCACUGACAAGGCGAUGCCGUUCCCUAUCCGCGGAGAGGUGACCCUGCACCCGGACAAGAACAAGCCGAGCCUCAAGUCUGGCGCCAGAUUCUUGGUUGACGUUACUGGUAGCGAACGUGAACACAGCGCUAUAGCUGAAGUCGGAUUCAGCCAUCCUAAGUUGGGCAAAGAAGCACUAAUGAAGGUUCGCGCUAAAUUAAAUACCCAAAACAAGGAUGGCUUCAAAUAUGAAUCUGGUGCAUCCAUCUCCCAUCCUACUCUUGGCGAACGCGAGAGCAAGCUUCUAGUUGAAGUUAACCCAACACACGUCAAAGUUUAUAUGGAAACGCCACUUGUAAAAGUGAUCGACUUGGAAGGCACGGCGACGGUGAAGGAGGGUCUACAACAAGGAGGUCUCAAGUUCAGCCUCUUGGAGGGCAAACCGGUGCAGGUGUCCGCCAUCAUCCGCGACUAUCAGUACUACGAGUUCACUACAGGUUAUAGCGAUGAAUCUGGUCGCAAGUUAUCCAUUGUGGGCCACAUCGAACCUGAGAAGCGAGUUGACAUCAGCGCAGACAUCAUUCUUGGUGGAGACAAGAAAAACAUUAUUCAUGGCGCCCUCUUCUUACAAGAUAACCUCGUGAAGAGUGACUAUGGUAUCUCUAAGGAGAAUUUCAACUACUUCCUUAACGCGCUGAAGAAAGACUUAGAAACAUUAGAAGGCCGCGUCAAACAACUUGGAGAUAAGGCCAGCGAAGACUUUAAGGCGACGCUGAAACGCGUAAAACCAACCUAUGAGAAGCUGGAAAAGGCAUACAGAGAUGACCUGAAGAAAAUAUACGAAGAAGUUGCCAAUGAUCAAGUGCUCAAAGAGAUCUCAGAGUCUUUGGCUCACAUAGUAAAAUACUUAGCUAAGAUCAUCGAUGACAUCAUACAAGUGACAUCGCCUGUUGUUGACAAGGUCAAAACUGUUGUCAUACAGACCGCUGAAAAGAUCGAAGAAAUGUAUAAGAAACAGCUGGAAGGCCAGAUCAAGCAACUGUACAUGACAAUGGCUGCCCUCGUCAAGGAGUACUUCGACGGUUUGUUGGAUGUGGUCGCACACUUCGCCGCAGUAGUCUCUGACUUCUUCGAGAAACAUAAAGCCGAAUUACAGGAACUCACAAACACAAUUGCCGAAAUCUUUAAGGACCUAACUCGUAUCGUAGUAGCCCAACUGAAAGAGUUCCGUGCCAAGGCCGGUGCGAUCUUCGAGGAGAUUUCUAAACAAAUCAAAGAACUACCUAUCUUUGAAAUGAUAAAGGAGAAGUAUGGUGAACUCGCGGUACCUGAUAUGGUGCUGGAGAUGGUAGCUAAGCUUCAAGAGGCACUACAACAGAUACUACCCACUCAGGAAGCCAAGGACUUCUCCCAGGCGCUGUAUAAAUAUCUCGAGAAGAAACGUCAACACGAGAAGGUUGAUGAAAACACAGAACUUCGUGUGUUGUAUCAGAAACUGACUCGUGCGAUCACAUCACUGCUACAGUUUGCGCGCACACAGCUCUCACAAUUCGGCGUGCCCAGUCUCGCUAGCGUUAACCCGUUGUCGCUGUUCACGUCACCCGGAUCAUUCGGUCCGAUGCCGACGAUCGGUAGCAGUCCCCCAUCAGCCAGUCUGCUGAAUCAGCUCAUCAACGGUGACAUCGAAGAUCCCCUUAAGUUGUUCAACGCUUACAGACUGAAGAGCAUCAACCCACUUGACCAGUUCCCUGCUAAACUCCGCGCCGUGGUCGUGAACGGCCAGCAUGUGUUCACGUUUGAUGGCCGUCACAUGACGUUCCCGGGUACGUGCCGGUACGUUUUGUCUCACGACUACGUGGACAGGAACUUCUCGCUCGCCAUCCAGAUGGCAGCUGGCGCACCCAAGGCUUACAUACUGGUUGACAAGAGUGGCACCUCUGUUGAAAUCAAGGACAACGGACAGGUUAUCCUGGACGGUCAAGUUCAUGGAUUCCCGGUGAUCAAAGAAGACGUAAUCGCUGUCAAGGAGACCAGCGGCAUUAUCACCUUUGGUUCAAUCGGAAAUGUCUUGGUCAAGUGUUCGUCGACUAAAUUCGAGACUUGCUACGUGGAGGUAUCCGGGUUCUACUUGGGCAAAUUGCGCGGUCUCCUUGGAGAUGGCAACAACGAACCUUAUGAUGAUUUCAGGAUGCCCAACGGAAAGAUUUGCACAUCAGAGAGUGAGUUCGGCAACUCGUACAGGUUGGCCAGCAGCUGCCCUCAAGUCAAGACUCCGGAACAUUCGGCGCACCAGAUGCACGGUGUCAUGCCGGCCGCAUGCGAACAAGUGUUCGGUGCCUCAUCAACCCUCAGACCGCUCGGCUUGUUCUUGGACGCGAAGCCUUUCAGACAAGCGUGCGUGCACGCGGUAUCGGGCGCGAGCGGCGCGGCGGCGGUGGCGCAGGCGUGCGACAUCGCGCGCGGGUACGUGGCGCUGGCCGCGACCGAGCUGCUGCCGGCGCUGAUGCCGCCCGCGUGCGUGCGCUGCGUCGACGCCGACAAGCCCAGGGAGGUGGGCGACACUUACGAACUCAGGCUGCCGCAGAAGCAGGCCGACAUCGUCGUCACCGUCGAAACAACAGUCGGUACCGAGGAAUCCUUCAAAACCGUGGUCGUUCCCCUGGUCUCGCAGCUAGUAGAUAACUUGAAGAGCAAGAAGAUCACAGACAUUAAGGUCUACCUGGUCGGCAUCACAUCAAUCGCUCCAUACCCGAUAGUCUAUGACACUGACUUGAAAUUAAAGAACGCGAAGGUUCAGUUUACCGACAAGAGCCGCUAUCAGUCUACACCAUUGAUCAAGACCGGAUACGAACAAGUUGAUAACGCUUAUAAAGUGGUAGCCAACUUGGUAGACACCCUUAGGGAAGCACUCCAACUUACAAACAUUGAUGCCGGAUACCGAUCAAUGAUUAAUCUUCCGCUGCGUCCUGGUGCUGUUAAACAUACGAUCUUUGCCAUCGGUGAACACUGCCGAAGUCAAGUAUACUUGUUGGAAGCCAUCCGAGCACUGGUCUACGGUACAUACUAUGAACAAAAUGCACACACAAUAUCUUUCGUCACCCCGACGCCUGGCCUUAAAAUCGGCAGCGGCAAGAAUCCCGCACAAGUUAUCGGUUUCUCGGAGCAGUCGGUGUUAUUGUUGGGUGACAAGAAACUCGGCAAGGAUACCGAAUCAUUGCGAUCUACGUUGGAGUACACAGACGACGUCUGCGUCGAUUCUGUUCAAAUGAUGGACGGAUACACGUUCUCGGCAUCUAACUUCGCUUCGCUGAAGGCCAACGAACAGAAGCAGUACAUUCAGACCGCAGCCAACGUGAUAGUGCAGGGUAUGGUGCGGUACACGCGCGUACAGGAAUGUUCCUGCACGUACGUCAGUGCAUUCCACGUGCGCUCGACGUGCGUCAACAAGGAGAUGAAGGAAGUCGCUCGCAGGCGGAACGACAGGCAUAUACGGACAAUCUUAGGCCCUAAACUGGAUGCCCGCAGGCGAGGUGACGGUUGCGAUCCCGGCGCGGGGGAAAUUGGCUCGUUCUCGUUGCCUGCAGUCAGUUCGCUAUCUAUAAAAAUUUUAAUUAGUGGAGCGCCUGGGGGUUUUCACCUCGGAUUAGAGUUACAGUGAAUGAAUUAAUAUGAUCGAUGUGGGAUAUUGUUUUUUAAACUAUUAUUUGCAAUGUUUAACCAAAAAUUUUUUGUGCACUCCAUUUUUUUCAUUGUUUAAACAAAUUAUUAUAAAAAAAAAAAUAUGUUUAACCAUAUAUUUUCACUUUAAACAGUUUUUUAUUUUUUAUUUAUAUGUUAAAUCUUACCUAAGUAGACAUAUACGAACAUUUUUCAAAGAUACCUAUAAACAUUAAAGUAAGAAUCUCGAUGAACCUAGGUGUAUACAUAUUAUGCAGCUAUUUUCAUGAGCCAUGCUGCUAGUCGUUGGUUUAUCCAUUGUUCGAAAUCUAAUAAAAAACAAUUAAUAAUUAAUUAAUUGCAUUUGUAAUAAAUUUAUAAUUUAAUUAUUUUAUUAAUUCAAUAAUUAAGUGUAAUUAACGAAAUAAUUUGUAAUCGUUCAAUAUAAAAACGUUGUCUUCAAUACACCUUCCAGUACAAAAAUAUACAAGAAUUUUUCAUUAAAAAACAAAUUUUCACUGUUAUAGAAGCACAAUAUUCGCAGAACACGUGUUACUUGCAACUAAACUAGCCGAGAAAUUCCAU